Messenger RNA from Candida tropicalis MYA-3404, 2913 nucleotides. RefSeq names its product War1p (gene WAR1). Gene Ontology annotation, cellular component: nucleus. NCBI's taxonomy places the organism in Eukaryota, Fungi, Ascomycota, Pichiomycetes, Serinales, Debaryomycetaceae. Bases 1 to 2913 code for a protein of 970 amino acids. The transcript has a single exon. Gene Ontology annotation, biological process: regulation of DNA-templated transcription. Gene Ontology annotation, molecular function: zinc ion binding; DNA-binding transcription factor activity, RNA polymerase II-specific; transcription cis-regulatory region binding. The record is from RefSeq and is a predicted model, not a curated record.
AUGUCAUUAGUAAAGGAUUCAACCCCAGUACAGCAUUCGUCUAGUUUAAACGAUACUUCAGCUUCACUACUAAAAAGAUCCACCUCCACAAAACUCAAGAAAUCAGAGUCAGAAUCAGAAGUAUCCAAUAAGAAGCCUAAAGUUACAAGAAGAUCAGUUGCUUGUAAAAGCUGCCAUUCUUUAAAAGUUAAAUGCAGUCCAUCUGAUCCGAAAAACCCUGCCUCACCUUGUAUAAGAUGUGUCAAUGCUGGAAGAAGAUGUGAUAUCGAUUUAAAUCAAACCCGCAAAAGAAGAAAAAAGGCGGAAAUCUUAGAAGCAAGGAGAUUGGCUGAACUUCAACAACAUCAUGAAAGUGAAGAAGAUGACCAUGACGGAUCAUAUGAACAAGAACAGCCACAACAGCCACUUCCUACAUUGGCAAUUGCACCUAUGGCUGGCUUUUUAAGUGCCCCCGACUCAACAAGUUCUUCUGCAAUGCAAUCGGCAAUUCAAUCUUCAGUACAAUCAACUAUUCAAUCCCCCUCAAGAUUUGAUUUAAUUCCAUCUCUGAUUUCUAGAUCACAAGCAGGUUCAACUAUUCCACCAGUUCCAAGCAAUCUUAACCCAAAUUCUUCAUCUAGUCAAUCCCCUCCAUUAAUACAACAACAGGUCAAGCAACAAUCCCCAGCUUCUCAAUUAUCAUCGCCUCAUAAUGGCAAUUAUGUGGGUGAGGAAUCUGCUUCUCCUGGAUCUAAAGAUUCAGAGAUCAUACAAUUAAAACAAAGAAUCAAAUUUUUAGAAUCUCAACUAGCAACCAAAUCUCAAGUUAAUAGAUUGAGGAAUGUUGAAACAACGUCAGAUGGACAAUCUCCUCCUUUUGUUUCCAAAUUUGAUUUAGAAAGUGAGAUCAACACGUUAGCAGAAUCAUCGGCAAAAUUGACUGAUUUAACUAACCAAUUGAACGAAUCCGCUUCAAGAAGAAUCCAACUCGUAUCAGCAAAAGAGCCUGUCGAUCUUAUAUCUAAAGGGAUAAUUUCUGCUGAAGAAGCUCAGGAGAGAUUAAUUCUCUAUAGAGAGAAAAUUUACGUUCAACAUCCAGUUAUCGAAAUACCUGAUAAUAUCUCUGCAUUGGAUCUACUGCGAUCACAGCCAUUUUUGUUUAAUAGUAUAAUGUCUGCAACUAAUUUGAGGUCCCAAUACAGCAGUAUUGAUACAGCAUUAGCCAUUGAUAAUGAAGCAAUUAAAUCAAUCGCUGUUGAAGUUAUGGUUGUUGGUACUAAAUCAGUUGAAUUGGUCAAAUCUUUUUUGGUGUUGUGUUUAUAUUAUAAUUCUCCAGAAUUAUUCAGACAGCGUCGAUAUCAUAUGUUAAACACAAUUUGUGUUUCUUUGUUACACGAUUUGGGAAUAUUUGCUCGUCCAAUUUACUCCUUUAACCAACUGGAGGGAACUGUUAGACAAGAAACCCCUACUGCCGAAAAGAUGAAUGAUGAAUACCGAUCACUUGUUUUGAUUACUUAUUUCAGUACCGUGAGUAUUUGUAUCGUUUUGAGGAGAUCAAUUUACGUCAAGUGGACCCCCUAUGUCGAAGAAUGCUGUUCUAUUCUUGAGAAUUCCUCCGAAGAAAAAUACAAUAGAAUAGCAUUAUUUGCAAGAAUGAACUACAUGCUAGAGAAAAUUCAUAACCUUAUCCAUUCAUCUGAUGUUAGUGAGAGGACAUCGAACGCUGCUAGAUACGUUAUCCAAGAAUUACAAAAGUCUUUGUUAGAAGUAAAACAGAAUAUAAGGCCAAAUCAAUACGCUUUGAUGUCAUACUACUAUUCCAUAGAAGCUUAUUUGCAUGAACCAAUUUUGAGUGAAGUUUUCAGUAAUGAGAACGAAUUGGAUACAAAAGCGGUUAAAUCAUUGUGCAUCUGUACUACUUCAUGUUUGAAUGCAUUGGAUGAAUAUAGCAAGUUGACGCCCGAAGAUAUUUCAUUGAUGCCUUUUCUGUUUGGUUCCAGAGUCAUGUACACCAUUGGUAUGUUGUUGAGAUUGAGAUAUUUGAUCUUAUCCUUGCCUUCUCAUAUUGAUAAAGAAUUGGUACCUAAAAGAGCAGUUACUACUAUACAAAAUGUUAGCAGAUUAGUGGAACGUGCUAAUAUAUUGAAUCCAACAAACCAUUAUUUGACAAAAAUGAGACUAGUUUUACAAUUAUUUAUUCAGACUUAUGCAACUCAAGUUCUUGAUUUGUUAAGAAAGAAUGGAUCCACCCCACAGAAUUUUAAACCAAAUGAUUCAGAAGUUCGUCAAUUACGAGCAUUGGCGAAGGAGUAUAAUGAUGUGAGAGAGAAUAGAAAUUCAUUGGUUUCAGAUACUAGAGAAAGCGAGCCAUUAGACGUUUUAUCAUAUGCUGCAAGCUUUAGAAGAGACAAUAAUAAUGAUAAUAAUAAUAAUAAUAAUAAUAAUAAUAGAAGUAACGGUAUUUAUAAUGGAUCGCCUGGAUUACAAAAAUGUGCUUCUGAAGAAGAAAGUAGGAGAAAAUCUGUUCAUUAUCCUAAUUUUGGAUCAGUUGGAAAUUCACCAAAUACUCCUGCAUCUACCCCUGCUCCAAACAGUUUCUUGAAUGGACAACUGUUACAACAAAUCCCACAAGUGCCUGUUCCUCCGCAACUUCAAUCAAGACCAUCAGCACAAUUUCAUCAAUUUGGAGAUGUUGUGCAACCAACUAAUUUCCAAAACCCAGAAUUUAGAAGUUUGAGAUUACCUUCAAUUUCAAAUUCUUUAAAUGUCAAUAAUUUAGCUAAUCCUGAUCAAUUAGAAAACUCGUAUCAUGUUUUAAAUGAUGAAUUCUGGUCAAACUUGUUAAGUAAUGAUAGUACAACGGAUAAAAUUAAUUUCACUAGUAAUAAUUUUAAUGGUAAUUCCAUUAAUGAUGACGUUUUUUUUAUGAAUUAA